This is a messenger RNA of Oikopleura dioica, 441 nucleotides long. The record is from the annotation of a GenBank genome assembly. NCBI's taxonomy places the organism in Eukaryota, Metazoa, Chordata, Appendicularia, Copelata, Oikopleuridae.
AUGAACUCGAGACAUGCGCUUGUUAACGAUUAUGUGCAUAUAUUUGGAGGCUUUUAUAAUCCUUUAGGGAUAUCUCGAUUAGAUGGCUGUCAAUUUACAAAACUAUCAAUUGAACUUAUUUUUUCAUACUCAUCUGAUCAUGCAGCUUUAACAGUUGACGAAGGUAGCAAAGCACUCAUUUGUUUCGUUUGGCGACUUAUGAAGAACGAGUGGUCAAUUGCCGGCGUUCUUUCCGAAGCUAUGCAUCAUACAUCCGCAUUACUUUUGGACCGGUCUAUCAUUAUUUUCCCCGGCGAAGCUUAUGGAUAUGAAUUUCCGAUUCAAAAUAUGACAUUAGAUUCGAAUGAUACUGUCAUUUCGACAGAUAUUAUUUCUAAGCAUGGACAGGCAUCUGAUCAUCCGAUUAUAUUUCUAUCAUCUAUUGAUUACUGUAGUUUAUAA